CAAUGUCGCUGCAGAAUCACUGGUGUUAGUGGUGGUGGGUUACAGAGUAAGAGGUCUUCUAGAGAGAAGAAGACUAAUAAAGGUGUUUGCUUUUUUCAAAAAAACUCCACCAAAUAAAGAGCUUUCUUAGAUUAGUGAGAACCAUAUCUUUCUCUCUUUCUUCUUGUUGGCUUUAGACUGAGAAGAUGAGUUCUGAGGCGCAUUUUAGCAAUGAGAGGGUUUUCAUUUGGUUCUGCUCUUGGGGACUGCUCUCUCUAACAUGCGCAGCAGGGAGGCUCAGUGUCUCGACUCAGAACUUGGAAGUGCACAAACACUUGAAACGAUUGAACAAACCAGCCGUUAAGAGCAUUCAGAGUCCAGACGGUGACAUAAUAGACUGUGUUCAUAUCUCCAAGCAACCAGCUUUUGACCAUCCUUUCCUCAAAGACCACAAGAUUCAGAUGAAUCCUAGUACCAUCCCUGACCUGAUGUUUGGUGAGAACAAAGUGUCUGAGAAGCCAAAAGAGAAGUUCAAUCCAGUCACUCAGUUAUGGCACCAGACCGGAGCGUGUUCCUCGGGGACAAUACCAGUGAGGAGGACAAAGAAAGAAGACGUUCUGAGAGCAAGCUCCGCUAAACGCUACGGUAAGAAGAAGCACCGUACAGUCCCCCUGCCGCGUUCUGCUGAUCCUGAUCUCGCCAACCAAAGUGGUCACCAGCACGCUAUAGCUUAUGUGGAAGGAGGCAAGUUUUACGGAGCUAAGGCGACUAUAAACGUUUGGGAACCCAAAGUACAAAGCUCAAAUGAGUUCAGCUUGUCUCAGCUGUGGAUUCUUGGUGGUGCUUUUGGUCAAGAUCUCAACAGCAUUGAAGCUGGUUGGCAGGUUAGUCCGGAUCUAUAUGGUGAUAACAAUACAAGACUAUUCACAUACUGGACGAGUGAUGCUUAUCAAGCUACUGGCUGCUACAAUCUCCUUUGUUCCGGUUUUAUACAAAUCAACAGUCAAAUAGCAAUGGGAGCUAGUAUAUCUCCUGUAUCUGGCUUCCAUAACCCGCAAUACGAUAUCAGCAUUACCAUUUGGAAAGAUCCGAAAGAAGGGCACUGGUGGAUGCAGUUUGGGGACGGGUACGUGUUGGGGUACUGGCCAAGCUUUCUGUUCUCGUACUUAGCUGACAGUGCGUCGAUAGUGGAAUGGGGUGGGGAAGUAGUGAACAUGGAGGAAGAUGGUCACCACACGACCACUCAAAUGGGGAGCGGUCAGUUUCCGGAUGCAGGGUUCUCGAAAGCAAGUUACUUUCGGAAUAUUCAAGUUGUUGAUAGCUCUAAUAACCUGAAGGAACCAAAAGGGCUCAACACUUUUACUGAGAAGUCGAAUUGCUAUGAUGUUGAGGUUGGUAAGAAUGAUGAUUGGGGGCAUUACUUUUACUAUGGUGGCCCCGGAAGAAACCCUAAUUGUCAGUAGAUGGUAGAACAGAAGAAAGAGGAAGAUGUGGAUGAUGAAGAUGUAGAGAAGUAACACUUGUGUUUAUGUGAAGUGUGGAAAUAUCGUUUUUGUUGAUUUUUUUCUUACACUUUUCCCUUUGGGUUUCUAGGUUUUGAUUAGGUUUUAGUUGCGGUUUUGGGGUUUUUAUUUGUUACUUGGGUUGGAAGAGAACAACUCUUUCUGCAGUUUGUAAGUGUGAAAGAGAAUUUGAUAAGUCUUUAUCUUUUGUAACCUUGAACAAAAGGAGGUUGCAGAGCUUUGGGUUGUUUUAGAGUCUUACCUAUUUGCUGCUUACUGAAAAGAGAUUUUGUGAGUGUGAAAGAUAGAGUUUGUGAAAGAGAGAAUCUGCAUCU
This is a messenger RNA of Brassica oleracea var. oleracea, 1816 nucleotides long. RefSeq lists its product as uncharacterized. The record is from RefSeq and is a predicted model, not a curated record. Lineage: Eukaryota; Viridiplantae; Streptophyta; Magnoliopsida; Brassicales; Brassicaceae. The coding region runs from base 186 to 1442 and encodes 418 amino acids. The transcript has 7 exons.